GCGUCUUGGUGUCUUUCCCGCCAUGUCGUUCACCGAGAGCGCGAAGCGCUCCUCUUUGCAGCGCCGACGCCGCGGCACCCCUGUCCCUUUCGCUCGGCCGGUGUUACCAGCCUUUACUCAAGGGGACAGUUGGGGUGAAGGUGAAGUCGGCGAGGAGGAGGGAUACGACCAAAUAGCCCGCGACCUGCGGGCAGAGUUUUCUGCUGGGGCGUCGUCGGAGCCUCGAAAGGGCUCGCUGCUGCCGCCGGAGAGGGACGGGUCUCCAGUCCUGCUUGAUAAACGCAACGGCAUCUUCUCGACGGAUGUGCGCCAAACCCAGGCUCGGCGGUGGCCGGUCCAGGUCCUCUCCAUUCUCUGUUCGCUGCUCUUCGCGGUCCUCCUCGCUCUCCUUCUCGCCAUCGCCUACCUGAUCGUAAAAGAGUUACAUGCUGAGAAUUUGAAGAAUGAAGAUGAUGUAGACACUGGAUUAUUAGGAUUCUGGACUCUACUUAUAAUGUCCCUAACUGCUGGGUUCUCCUGCUGCAGCUUUUCUUGGACAGUGACUUAUUUUGAUUCUUUCGAACCAGGAAUGUUUCCUCCUACUCCUCUUUCACCUGCAAGGUUCAAGAAACUUACUGGACAUUCUUUCCACAUGGGCUAUAGCAUGGCGAUUUUGAACGGCAUUGUAGCUGCUGUUACUGUUGCAUGGUGCCUCAUGUAAACCUACGCUGAAGCAAUAUUCUUGGCAAAACUUAGUCAUGAUUGCUUUGUAAUACCAGGGAAGAACAUCGUUGCCUACUCAGAAGACCAAGAAACCUGCUGUUUAUUAUGUAAUUCAGAUGCCUGUCAUACCAUCUUUGUGGAGGACCUUCUUAAGCGUUGUUCCAGAACCUAAGCAUUGGGAUAUCUGAGCAUUAAAUUUCAAGUAAUUUCUUAAAAUUGUAGGAUGUUUACCUCAUCUUUUUACUUUUGUGUGUAGAAACAUUUUAAUGGAAAUCAAACUGGAAAACUUGAAUACAGUAUAUACCUUUCCAUGUAUAUACUACAUUCUUCCUAAGAAGUACUGAUAUUACUGUUUGAGAUAGAAAUAUAUCUUAAUUAUCUAUUAUAUCAGGAAAGCAAACAGUGCCCACUACUUUGACAUUUUAAAGAAACUACUUUUAGUCAGAAUAUUUAGUUUUUAGCAUUCAUAUAAUGAGUAGAAGGUGCAUUUAUCUUUUUUAAUGGUGAAUAGUUUCUUGUGGGUUUUUUUGUUCUGUUUUUUUUACAUAUUUCCUACUGUGUAUUGUAUUUGUAUGUUUUAAAAGUUGUUACAUCUAGACAAAUGUAAAUGUUAUUCUUUAGCUGGUACAAAUCUGAUACCUACCAUUUUUAAUAACUAUUUUGUCUUUAAGCAAAAAUGCAUAUUGACCUUAGUUUAAAAUUAAGUAAACUUAUUUUUAACAACAAAAAAGUCUGAGAAAAGGUAACUUAUAUAAGCCAUUAAAAUACUGAGAAAUUUGAAGCUAUUCACUAUUUCUGUUUCCCUAAUUUCAAAUAUUUAUCCUGGUGUAUAUAUGGUUACUUCAACAGAACUGAUUUAUUUUGUUUUUAAUAAAUAUUAA
Molossus molossus (Pallas's mastiff bat) is the source of this 1583-nucleotide messenger RNA. It is a transcript of the gene ARL6IP6, whose product is annotated as ADP ribosylation factor like GTPase 6 interacting protein 6. The transcript has 4 exons. NCBI's taxonomy places the organism in Eukaryota, Metazoa, Chordata, Mammalia, Chiroptera, Molossidae. The record is from RefSeq and is a predicted model, not a curated record. Bases 23 to 700 code for a protein of 225 amino acids.